Molecule: messenger RNA, 1242 nt
Organism: Phragmites australis (common reed)
Lineage: Eukaryota; Viridiplantae; Streptophyta; Magnoliopsida; Poales; Poaceae
Product: transcription factor RAX1-like
Exons: 3
Coding region: 219-1220 (333 amino acids)
Source: RefSeq, a predicted model, not a curated record
CUGUCGAUCCAUCCAUCCCUGUCUCUCUAUAUAUAUCUCGAAUUACAAGGUGGUCGCACACAAGCCCAGACAGAGACCCCCAAAAGGAAGAGAUCGAGGGCAGACAGCAGGAAAUCUAUUGAAGGCAAGACAGGAGCUGGUGCAUGCCUGCCUAAGCUAGCUAGCUAGAGGAAGAAGAAGAAGAAGCUAGCAGCCCUGAGAAGGAAGCCAUAGCGCCCAUGGGGAGGGCUCCAUGCUGCGAUAAGGCGACUGUGACGAAAGGGCCUUGGUCACCCGAGGAGGAUCGGAAGCUCAAGGAGUACAUCCACAAGUAUGGCACCGGCGGCAACUGGAUUGCUCUUCCCCCCAAAGCUGGGCUGAAGAGGUGCGGCAAGAGCUGCAGGCUGCGGUGGCUCAACUAUCUGAGGCCGAACAUAAAGCAUGGCGACUUCUCUGACGACGAGGAUAGGAUCAUCUGCAACCUCUUCGCUACCAUCGGAAGCAGGUGGUCGAUCAUUGCGGCGCAGCUCCCAGGGAGGACGGACAACGACAUCAAGAACUACUGGAACACCAAGCUCAAGAAGAAGCUCAUGCAUGCCCAUGGCCUGCGGCCUCCCACCACCCAUAGCCACCACAGGUCCAAGCAGCAGCUCUUCUUCUCCGCAGAAGCAUCUCCAUCGCCACCACGAGCUGCUCCCUUGUUGCAGCAGCACCUAUCCUCUCCAGCUCAUAAUUAUCAUCACUACAGCGGCAGCAGCAGCUAUAGCUCCAACAACACUUGGACGUCUCUCCUCUCCGCCGGUAGCACCGGAGGCCUCCUCAUGUUUGGAGGCAAUGGCGAGCAGCACAUGAUGAGAACAUGGUGCUCGGACAAUGGCGGCGAUCUUGGCCUCUACUUUGAGCUCUGCAAUAACAGCAGCUUCCAUGGGCAUGGCAGUGCCGUCGCGGCGGGCUUGGCCUUGGAGAGCUUCGUCUUUGGCGGCUUGCAGUUGCAGGACGAUGAGGAUCAUCACAAGGCGUUGCUGCUUGCCGGUGCUGCUACCCUGGACCAUCAGUACAACGCCGCCGCCUCCUGCUACGAGGAGCAUGAUGAGGGGAAGCCGUUGGUUAAUGUGACAACCGGAGGCAGCGGCAGCAAUAAUGGUGCCGGUGGAAGCUUCUUCUACGGCUACGGCGAGGAGAGGAGCAGUAGUGCUACCGCAGCCGGCGUAAGCCAACAAGGGAGGUUCGUCAUGUAUUAAUUACCCAGCAACGGAUGCACUA